GUUUGUAUUAGCCAUUAUCACAAUAAAUGUAUUGUAAUUUGUCAGAUAUCUGUAUCUUAGAGGUAUCGAGAGCCGGGUUGUCGAUGCAGGAAUCUCGAGGGAGGGGCUGAACGCCGCACGUUCUUUAAAUCCGGCAGCUGCUGCUGGUUCUCCCGAAUGUAAAUACGCCUCCAUCCUGCACACUCUCUUCUCUCCUCUUCAUCUUUUGGCAAAAUAUCUCCAUCACUACUUAUCAACACUAAAAUGGCGCCUUUUACUCUCAAGUGGGGAAUUGUAGCUACCGGAGGCAUUGCCGAGCAAUUCAUCAAAGAUUUGAUCGCCGACCCUGCCCUCCGGGGUGUUUCCGACGUCGCUCACCUGCCCGUGGCUGUUGCCUCUCGCUCAGUCGAAAAGGCGCAGGCUUUCAUCGACGCACAAGUUCCCGCCGACCUACGCUCCAAGGUCACGCCCUACGGAUCCUACGAAGAGCUCUACAAAGACCCGGCCGUCGACGUCGUCUACGUCGCCAGCCCGUCUGCGUUCCACUACAAAAACUCGUUGGAUGCCCUGCGCGCGGGCAAGAACGUGCUGUGCGAGAAGCCGUUCACCGUCAACGCGAAGCAGGCUAAACAUCUCCAGCAUGUUGCAAAGGAGAGCAACCUAUUUUUGAUGGAAGCCGUCUGGACUCGCUUCUUCCCGCUCGUCAAGACUUUCACAAAGCUGCUUCACGAGGACAAAGUGAUUGGCAGAGUGCACAGAGUGUUUUCUGACUUCUCCGUCUGGUUCGAUCCCAAGACCCGUCCCACUUACUACGACCCCAACACCGGCGGCGGCGCACUGCUCGACCUCGGCGUGUACAUGAACUUGUGGACUCUUCUGACCUGCUACCACCAUCCCGACAACAAACUCUCUCCUCCGGACGUCAUCAAGGCCGUGCAGUUCCGCUCGGCAGUCAAUCGCGGUGUCGACGAGUCAACCUCCGUGAUCACUUCCUGGGAGAAACCCCAGAUCGUCUGCAUCGGCACCGCAUCGAUGAUGAUCGACACCCCUCCAGAGUGCGUCGUCAGAGUCCAGGGCACGAAGGGUCAGAUUAUUAUUCCGAUCCACGGCUCGCGACCGGAGAAGAUCCUUGUUCGUCUUGACGACGGAGCGACGCGGGAGUACAACUUCCCGAUUCCAGGACAGGGAUUGUUUUGGGAGGCCGAUGCUGUCGCUAGAGAUAUCAGGGACGGGAAGAAGGAGGAGGCCUUGUAUCCUCUAAGCGAGAGUGUGUUUGCCAUGGAGCUGAUGGAUGAGAUCCGGCGACAGAACGAGCUCGUGUUUCCUGCUAAUGUUGAAUACUGUGAGGACUUUUAGAGUCUUUUUGUGCUUUCAUCUUCUGUCUCAAUAAAAUUAUCGACAUCAAAGCUCAAGCAGAUUAAACUCAGUAAGAAAUGAAGGAGGCAGAGAAGGCCGGCUCUAUGCAUCGCUCCCAGCUCUUAGCUUAGACUCAACAUAUAAGCAUCA
Messenger RNA from Myxozyma melibiosi, 1485 nucleotides. RefSeq names its product NAD(P)-binding protein. The record is from RefSeq and is a predicted model, not a curated record. Gene Ontology annotation, molecular function: nucleotide binding. The coding region runs from base 244 to 1335 and encodes 363 amino acids. The transcript is spliced from 2 exons. Lineage: Eukaryota; Fungi; Ascomycota; Lipomycetes; Lipomycetales; Lipomycetaceae.